Cimex lectularius (bed bug) is the source of this 2610-nucleotide messenger RNA. Its product is annotated as annulin-like. The record is from RefSeq and is a predicted model, not a curated record. Gene Ontology annotation, biological process: peptide cross-linking. The transcript has 13 exons. The coding region runs from base 372 to 2543 and encodes 723 amino acids. NCBI's taxonomy places the organism in Eukaryota, Metazoa, Arthropoda, Insecta, Hemiptera, Cimicidae. Gene Ontology annotation, molecular function: protein-glutamine gamma-glutamyltransferase activity.
AUCGUACAAAAAUAAAUAGUUUAUUGUUAAAUUGAAGCACAGUAAAUCACAAACAUGACUCCUAGGGUUGAUAGCGUUAAAAGUUAAAAUAAAAACAAGCAGCGUCAAAUUAAAAAAACAAUCUAUUUAUUUUUCCUUGAUCCUCAAAAGUUUUACGAUUUAUCUAACAUAUGUUGUAUUUUUUAUUAUUUUUUUUUUUUACAAAGAGCCGUUUGAAAUUUUCUGCAUAGGCUACACAUCAAAUGUUUCUCUUGAGAAGUAACACCAUGUUAUCCAGUUAGUAUAAACACAAGUUACACACGAUGAACGUACACUUUGCCAUCACUCGCUUCGUUUGACAUAUACAAGAUACAUAUGCAGAUCUAUUCCUUAUGAAAAUGAGCCGAUUACAAAGUCCAGUCAAUUCGCCUUAUAGGGACAACGUAGGUUCAAUACCGCACAACUCCAACUUACCGAACCUUGUUAUUAAAAAGUUUGACCCGAGGCUUGGCAUAAAUUUAAAACUUCACGAUACCCUGGCGUACGAAAUGGGAAAACGUGAAAGCAGCCCCCAACUUGUCACGAGAAGAGGACAAGUCGUCUACUUGUAUCUAUACUUGGAUCGGGAGUACUCACCCUCAUUAGAUAUCAUGUCGGCGAUUUUUACAUACAAAGAUUGUGAAGACGCAUCUGUCGGACAUUACACACUUUCGGUUAUCCCUUUGAGCUUUAAGAGUUCUGGCUUGAUCGGUAAAUGGGCAGCAUGGAUAGCCGGUUUCAAAGGAACUCGCAUUGAUUUGAGGUUUGUCUCUUCUUUUGAUUGUACCAUUGGCAGAUGGGGCAUCGAGAUAGAUACCAAAGUGAAAGAAAACAACGAAAGGUCAACAUACGCUUUGGACACACUGAUGUAUGUUAUAUUCAACCCUUACGCUCCAGAUGAUGAAGUGAAAAUAGACGACACUCACAUAACAGAAUACGUUACAAAUGAACACGGUCUGAUAUACAGAGGAAACAUGAAACCAAACAACCCCACGUACUGGGUUUAUGGACAAUUCGCCAAAGAUGUUUUGGACUGUGCACUUUAUCUUAUAACAGAUGUUGCCAAGUUGCCUGUGUCUAAAAGGUCUAACGCAGUGGAAAUUACAAGAGCUCUAACAUCGACGAUCAAUGCGAACAAUUGCGACGGAGGAGUUAUGCUUUCGAGUACAACGGGUAAUUUCGAUAAAACGGAAUCUCCGCUGUUAUGGUGUGCCAGCGCUCCGAUACUUCAAGCCUACUAUUCAACGAAAGAACCUCUUAGGUUUGCUAAUUGUCUUGUCCUGGCGGGUGUGCUCACUACUGUUUGCCGAGCACUUGGAAUUGCAGCACGACCUGUAACAUGUUUCAAUUUUGUCCAUGGUAAUGACCUAGGUCUUGUGGUUAACCUUACAUACGACGAGGACCACCGUAAGAGCUUUAAAGGUCACAGUUCGCCCAUUUGGAAUUAUCACGUCUGGACCGAGGUCUGGAUGAAACGUACCGACAUCGGUGAUGAAUAUGACGGUUGGCAAAUUUUAGACCCAACACUCCACGUUCCCGGCACCAGCGUUUUCUCAUACGGCCCGACGUCCGUCAAAGGGAUCCGAAAGGGAAAAUACAAAGCGCCGUACAACGGUACGUUCACAUACUUCGGCAUCAAUUCACAAAUAUUCGUAUGGAAAAAAUCAGGAGGUGAUGAACAUUUGAAGCUCAUCGCGGUUGAUCGAACGACAGUAGGUAGCUACAUAAGCACGAAGGCCGAAGGUUCCUGGCAGAGGGCUGACAUAACCCAAGAGUACAAAGAUCCUAAAGGAAAAGUACCAUGCGAGGAGUGCUACUCGGCGUUGUUGGAUAAAUCAACAGAUUUUUCAAGGUUUUCCCUCGCUGAAGAAUUUAACGAGGUUGGAUUCACACUCACAGCAACCACUGAUGUACCAUUCGGUCAACCUUUUAGCGGCCGGUUGGACCUCGUCAAUAUAAACUCAAGUAAAUCUUUCACUAUUUCCGUAACGCUCACUGUACGGCCCAUUCUAUAUUCAGGAAGAGAAGCGCCUGUUAUUAAAAGUGAAAUAUUUGACGUGAAGCUCGCGAAAAACGAAGCGGCAUUUUGCAAGACGAUCGUACCGUAUGAGGAAUACGCGGAGACGGUACUGUCAGAAUUUCUAUUCAAGUGCACUUGCCAGGCGAACGUGAAAGAAACGGAUUUCGACUAUUAUUCCGAGGCCGUUAUUAAGCUGCAAUUACCUAAAAUCACUAUCGAGGUGAAUUCUUCCUUUUAUGUCGACAAGGCGACAACAUGUAUGGCAUCGUUUGUCAACCCACUUCCAAUAGCAAUCACUAAUGGUCUGAUAUUCCUCCAAGGGCCACUAUUCAAAAAGAUCAAGGCGGUCACAGUGGAAGACUGUGCCCCCAAAAAGAAGAUAAUGGUGUUUUUCACCGUCACGCCAGUUAAAGAAGGAGAGUUCAUGCUUCUCGCUAAGUUCAUGUCUGACCAACUCAGUGAGAUUGAGGGAUCUAUAUUAAUAAAAGUUUCAAAACAAGGGUAGGACGUGGAAAACGUUUACAGAAACUAAAGAUUAUUACACUUUUAAUAAUAAAACGAUCUUGCAUGCA